Molecule: messenger RNA, 1211 nt
Organism: Guyanagaster necrorhizus
Lineage: Eukaryota; Fungi; Basidiomycota; Agaricomycetes; Agaricales; Physalacriaceae
Product: Aldo/keto reductase
Exons: 10
Coding region: 92-907 (271 amino acids)
Molecular function (GO): oxidoreductase activity, acting on NAD(P)H as acceptor
Source: RefSeq, a predicted model, not a curated record
UUUGCUCUCAUAUUCGCGUUGGAUAACCAUGUUAUCACUUUGCGGUUUCUUGCAAAUAUAACCCAGUCGUGAUUGCUCAGCAGCAACCACCAUGGCCUUUGGAACUAUCCCCUUGAACGACGGUACUGAGAUCCCUCUUAUUGCCUACGGGACGGGCUCAGUCUGGAAGUUCCAGGACGUCGUACCAUACGUCGAGCAGGCCCUGGAGACGGGGUUUAGUCACAUUGAUACUGCUGCAUACUAUCAAACCGAGGAGGGCGUCGGUAUAGGAAUAAAAGAAAGCGGAUUGGACAGAAAAAGCCUUUACAUUGCAACGAAGUAUGAUGGCGGAGAUAUUCAACAGGAAGUCCGGAAGAGCCUGACGAAGCUCGGCCUGAAAUACGUUGACCUUUACCUCAUUCACUCACCGCGACUGGUCACAGGAAGUAUUGAGAACGCUUGGAAGGAGUUCGAGAAAAUCAAGGAAGACGGCUUAUCCAAGAGUAUCGGUGUAAGCAAUUUCGGAGUCGAACAUCUUGAAAAAGUUGUCAAGAUCGCAACAGUCAUUCCAGCCGUAAAUCAAAUUAACCUUCAUCCGUACAACUACGCGGAUGCGGUUCCAGUACUGGAAUAUUGCAAGAAGCACGACAUUAUCGUGGAAGCUUAUAGCAGUCUGACCCCGAUCACCAAAACACCAGGAGGACCUGUUGACGCCCCUGUUUCUCAAGCGGCGCAGCGGCGCAAUGCAUCGCCAGCCCAGGUGCUACAGCUAUGGGUCCUCAGUAAAGGCGCCGUUAUCGUGACAACAAGCUCAAAGAAGGAGCGUCUUCUGGAGUACUUGGAUGUAGCGGAUCUUGCACCAUUGACAAAGGAGGAAAUUGCUGCAAUCGACGAAGCUGGGUUCGGCCAUGGCGCACGGUCGCCUUAGGGGCACUGUUACUCAUUGCUGGUCUUCGAAGAUACUACGUACAGUAAGUAGGCUAUUCUUGGAAAUCUUACUUUCUUCGCAGUUGCAAAUUUGUAACAACUUCCUCAAUCACAUUCCCAUGCACCCUGUAACGGAGACUUUCUCUUUUGUCGUAAAGCUGUGCUGCAAUGUGGUGCAUCUGCUGCGUAUCGACAAAGAACCUGAUGUAUUCGCUUGUGAUGCUCCUCUUGGCACCAUCGACACGCACUACUGCGUUGUCAUACCCUCGUCAGGGUGAAUUGACGAAUUAGCCCUUGCUCGCGCA